Tigriopus californicus is the source of this 1622-nucleotide messenger RNA. RefSeq lists its product as uncharacterized. The transcript is spliced from 2 exons. The coding region runs from base 93 to 644 and encodes 183 amino acids. NCBI's taxonomy places the organism in Eukaryota, Metazoa, Arthropoda, Copepoda, Harpacticoida, Harpacticidae. The record is from RefSeq and is a predicted model, not a curated record.
AUCGGGCUUUGGAACCUUCUAUUCAGGAUCAAGGAUCAACAGGUCUGUUCAGCUUCGACGGACACUCUGCAAAUUGUACAGAAAGAUACCUCAUGAGCAUCCGGAGGUCUGAGGGAUGUGUAACUGGGUUGGCUUUUGGGUCGAACCCUUUGGAGUUUGAGUUGGUGGCCAAUCUCACGGAGCGCAUUCUCAAUUCCAAAUUGGUCGUCAUGGGGACCUCUAUGGAGUUGAUCAGUACAAUCAAGCGACAAGUCAUGGUUUUGGUAGGGGAUCCCAUCGCUCAGAACGUGAAAGUUAACAUUUAUUGCGGCCGACGGACUGGAGCUUACUGGGUUAACAACGUGAACUUUUGGACGCUAGAUGGCGGAUUCAAACAGGAUUUAGUGUGGGACCAAUACUGCAAGCAUAUUUUGCACGGACAGAAGUUCAUCGUUGGACAUACCGGGAUAAGCCCAAUGGUUGUAAUGCCCAACAAACCGGGUGAUGAAAUCAGAGGCGUGGAAGUCAACGCAGUCAAAAUUUUGGCGGAAAAGUACAACCUGGAACUGAACUAUACCUACGGUGAAAUGGAGGGAGUGGGCGUGGACCUGACAAAAUCAACCGGGGUCUUGGGAAACGUAAAUAAUUGGGCAAAUUACCAUUAAGAUUAUGUUGUUCCAACGAUUGCUCGGAAAUUUUUGUUACGAUAUGUUAGUGUUCCAAUGUAGUGCCGGGUCCAAACCUCGUUUAAAACGUGCCGCUGUUGGUGCUCAAAGGGAAAAACUUAGUGCUAGUAAGGCACUUUUCUCAAAUAAUUGUCCCGUGCCCAAAUUGACAUAGUAUGCAAUUUAGAGCAAAGUGUCCAUUAAUGUCAGCCAACAAGUUACAGAGUGACAAACACCCAAUCAAAGUGGGUGAAACAUGAAACGGCUGAAUUCAAAUGGGACUUAGGUUAUCGUAACCGAAAUGCUUGAAAUUAAAAAAACAUCUUAGCGACGCUCGUUCAUCUGUAAAUUUUGAAAUGUAUAGCAUUGUUACCCAUGUUUUGAUGAUUUUUUAAGUUCACACCAUGUUCUUCCAGGGAACGCUUUGGUCACACUAUCCUUGGAAGUUCGAUAGCAGGGUCGGCAUAUGCCUACCAAUCAACUUUCAGUUUGCCUUCUGUUUUAAUCUUCUUCCUAGAUCUUGGGUACUUUUUUGAGCAGUUAUACGUGAAGAAAGCUUGAAUUUUGUUGAAUCCCUGUAUUGAUGGCGGGCUGACAAAGCCCUCCAUUUGAAAAUGACUGGUACAGGCUCAAAGCCUGAGAAACAUUCAUAAAACGUACAAAAUGUCGAGAAUCUAUCUGCACCUUUCACUGGUUGCAAAGUUUCCAUGUAUGUUGAGUCAACGUCAGGUUAUCAAAACCAUCAUGCUUUUAAAGAAACGGGCUCAGGAUUAAUUUUGAGCACUAAGCUUGAGCACCAACAUGUCAUUCUGCCUUUGGAUGAGAGCCAACGUGUAAAUCAUGAAAGUGUUUAGAAAUUUGUCCAUGUAGAAUUUGUAAAUAUUGAUCACAUGUGUGAUUUGUUACAAUGUAUAAAGAAGAAGCGUAGUAGCGGCUUGAUAUAUAGGGUGUACUCUCUUAUUUCUACAUUUGUUAGCU